UUGCACGAGUUGAGUGUGAGAUUGUGUUGCAACGUGUUAUAAAGUGCUUGAAUUGUGCCAGAACGCACUAGUACUGAGUAUCGCACCUCAAAUGUAUUACUGUUUUGAGUUUUGGCACCUCUUACAGAGUUUUGCUUUAAAAUAUUGUGGCGUUCUGCCAGUGGCACAUAAUUAUAAACAGUAGGGGCGCCCAAAAUAAGUACUGUCACCUAUUUCAGUCCACUUCAAGCACUGGUGUCAUAGAUAGAUACAGCAGGUUGAUGUUGCGUUUCAGUGAGAACGUUCAAGUUAAGAAAGUUACUCAAGUCUUUGUCAAUCCAAAGAGGAAGUGUCAACUGAAAUAUAAUUAUUUACAGUUGACAUCAAAGUAUGAUUUCGUUUGUAGUGUGAAUGUACGGGGAAUAAUGUUUAUAAUAAGGGAAACAAUCAAUCUAACCUAUUUAUAGCACUUUUUACAGACGUUUGUCUCAAUGUUCUUAACCGCAACCCGGGCCUUAACUCCAUAACCUAAAGAACAAAACAAGGUGAACGUGGCCUUCGGAGAAGCAGGUUAUUAUUACUGACCAUGUCAUUAGGACCAGUCAAGAUUACAACAAAAUGUUUGCUCAAUCUCCUGAAAAAGCAGUGUACUACGUAAACCUAGUGUUUGUUUUGUCACAUACGCUCCCCAGCGCGCUGGCUCCACAAAAGUGCUUCUGGCCUUUCGCCCUUCAAACAUGGACAGUUCUAUCUGGAAAGGAGUUAGAAAUCGGACAUUGCGAAAGUACAGAUAGUGUCGUGUCCAUGUGUCAGAGAGUUCAUGUUGUCUGACCAGAAGAAACUGAGAUUUGGGGAUAUAUUCUCUGUGUAUCGCUGAAUCGUUACAUAUUGCGGGAUAAACUUGUAAUGGUAAUUUCCGAUUGAGCCGACAUGCAGCGUGUACGGUGAAUACAGUCUCCGCUAAAGCGGGAACAUUUACCUUGAAUUUUCAAUCACGCUGUAAAACUGAACGUCCGCGAUACAGAUUAAAUAGAGUUUGUUGGGAGUGUGUGUCUGUGUGAGAGAGACUGGAGGUGGUCCAUUUAGUUGAUGCCUGGGGUGUAAUUAGGCUAUUAGGACACAUUCAUGUAGGUCCCUCCCCGUUACGUCGUUUGCAACGUUUCUGCAACAGAUCUGGUGAUGUCUUCGCUUCUGUUAUUUUAUUAAAACACAGAAGGUGGUCUGAUCUAUUUGAGUUAUGUAAAUCAACAGCUGCUCAUAACGGCAGUCCAGACUCAGUCCAGCGGAGAGGUAGUCUGGAGAGCUUGUACGGGAACAGAGACAACUUGUAUAACGUUUUUUUUCUGCGUUUCAAAUGAGUGUUAAUUGAUGUCUGAAAGGGAGCAGCUUUAUAAUCUAGUCUACUGAUACGGUGUGAUUGGAUUUACCGACACAAGAGAGAUGUCUCGUAUUAAAGAAGCGUAAAGAUGCCAUCGUGGAUCAGGCUGGCGGUUCUCCUGUCUGCGCUGACAGUCCACUGCUUUCUGGACGGGACCUGUCCACGGAGAGGUAGACCUCCACAAGGUGCUGGUUUGUCCCCAGGCAGCGUUCUGGUCUUGGCCAUAAAUGGUGAGGUGGAGGUGAACGGGCUGGAGGUGAUGGUUAACAGGGCCAAGCAAAGCACCACCGCUGGAAAUGGAAAAUACACCAGUGUCAUUACAAUGUGUUCUCCCACCACUGUCAGCACCACAACAAACACCACAUCUAACGGAACCACUGUCAGCACCACAACAAACACCACAUCUAACGGAACCACUGUCAGCACCACAACAGACACCACAUCUAACGGAACCACUGUCAGCACCACAACAGACACCACUGUCAACACCACUGUCAAAACCACAUCUAACGGAACCACUGUCAGCACCACAACAGACACCAAAUCUAACAGAACCACUGUCAGCACCACUGUCAGCACCACAACAGACACCAAAUCUAAUGGAACUACUGUCAGCACCACAACAAACACCACAUCUAAUGGAACUACAGUCAGCACCACAACAGACACCACAUCUAAUGGAACUACAGUCAGUGCUAUAAAAGACGGUAGUGAUAAUGGAACUACAGUCAGUGCUAUAAACAGUAGCGAUAAUGGAACUACAGUCAGUGCAAUAAAAGACGGUAGUGAUAAUGGAACUACAGUCAGUGCUAUAAAAGACGGUAGUGAUAAUGGAACUACAGUCAGUGCUAUAAAAGACGGUAGUGAUAAUGGAACUACAGUCAGUGCUAUAAAAGACAGUAGUGAUAAUGGAACUACAGUCAGUGCAAUAAAAGACGGUAGUGAUAAUGGAAGAGACACAUUUUCUACUGGAAAGGACACUAUUGUCCUUACCGUAACAGACACUCCUGUCACAGAUGAUACCGGGACAGACAGUAAGAAGAAAACCGUCAUCAGGAACACUCGUGCAGGAAACCACACUCUUACUGUGAGAGAAGUUAACAAAGGGAAUGUGGAAGAUGUAACAGAGGAGGAGCACAAAGGAGGAGGAGAGCAGAGGGAUACAGGGCGGAGUCUUUACACUGUCAAUCAACCAGGACAUACAGAUACACAGAAACUAUUUCCUCUUACUGGGACAUCGCUCCAACCAACCAGAGACAGCGGAGUGGGAGGGGCUGACACUGAGCUGCCCUCUAAUCGGUGGACUGAUGCGAUGGACAGUGAGGAUGACUAUGAGGAAGAGGAGGAGGGAGGGAGGAUGGUGAGGAGGCUGAGAGGGAGGUCUCAGUGGAGACUGAACGGGAGGCCGCUGAGAGGAGGAGAGGAAAGAGGAGGAGUAGUGGUGUUAGGGAGGAGAGGCGCCACUCUGACCCUGCCCUCCCUGGCGGUGGGUGACUCUGGGAACUACAGCUGCCACCGCGGGGGCAAACUGGUCUCCUCUCUGAGGGUGAGCGUGGCAGUUCCCCCAGAGAGGCCUAAGCUGUCCUGCUAUAAGAGGUCACCCAGCAGUAAGAUCCGCUGUGAUUGGACAGCCAGUCAACCGGUGACUCCUGUCCCUCAGUGCUACCUCCUCCUACGGAAAGGUCUAUCAGGGUCAUUCUCUCGUGUCAACUGUUCCUACUCCGCCCUGCUGUCUCGGUGUUGGUGUGCUAUAGGUCAUCAAGAGAAGGAGAGUAGAGAGCCACACCUGGCCUACCUGUGUGUCACCAACACUGCUGGCAACACCACCAGCCCUCUCCUAGACUUUACACCUCUGGACAUUAUUAAUCCAGACCCCCCCAGCUCAGUGGUGGUGAGGGGUGUGGAGGGGCAGGAGAGGAGACUGAGGGUGGGCUGGGCUGUUCCUCACUCCUGGAAAGAGAGAGACCGCUAUCACGAGCUGCUUUAUGAGCUCAGAUACCACACCAUGCCACACGGAACACAGAUAAAAGGGACCACCACAGCCCGGUUCUACACUAUAACAGAUGCGUUGCCAGGAGUACAGUACCUGAUCCAACUCAGAGCUAAGGAAGAGUUUGAUGGCCACUGGAGUGAAUGGAGCACGGCUGUCUACGCCAACACCUGGACAGCCCCUGUGCCAACUGCGUUCAGCGAUCUUUCUACUGUUAUGCAGGACUACACAGACGACACAGACUCUGGCUCUGGUAUGACAGAAGAGACAUCAGUCGCUGAGUCUAGGGGUGGUGUAGAGGUGUGGCCUCAUGUAUUGUGGGUGGUUGCUUCCUGUGUGCUGCUGUCAAUCACUCUGUUGUCCACCUACCUCUACAGACACAGGGAGAGGUUCAUGUCUAAACUGUGGAGGUUGAGUCCCGUCUCCUCCUCUCCUGCUUGCCCCUCCCCCCCAGUCGCAGCCCUGCCUACCCAGGAAGGACAUGCCCUCGUGAACUUUGACCACCCAAUCUACGGGGAACCUGUCCCACAGGAAGAAGAGAGGAAGGAGGAGGAUGAAGAGGAGGAAGAAGAGGAGAAGGGGGAAGUUAUUCGCUUUAACAACACAAGCUAUUUUCUGGUCCAGAGCAAAUGAUAUGCCUGCUCUUAAAACAAACCCCUUAACCUCUAUCCCAGGCCCUUACCGCUAGCCCCCUGUUCCCCUAGUCCAGGCUGGAGAAGCCCUGUUAUUUCACUGUUUGGAUGUGUGCAGUAUUUUGUUCUCAUUGGGGAAAAUGAGCCAGUAGAGUAAUGAUGUAAAUAUUACUUGUGUGUCUAUACAAAAAGUAUUGGGUUUUUGUAAAUCAUUUUGUCGGAAUUAAAUAAAUAGUUUUGAAUACAAA
This is a messenger RNA of Oncorhynchus tshawytscha (Chinook salmon), 4227 nucleotides long. RefSeq names its product interleukin 6 receptor (gene il6r). The record is from RefSeq and is a predicted model, not a curated record. Gene Ontology annotation, molecular function: protein binding. Lineage: Eukaryota; Metazoa; Chordata; Actinopteri; Salmoniformes; Salmonidae.